Elephantulus edwardii (Cape elephant shrew) is the source of this 1086-nucleotide messenger RNA. Its product is annotated as rho-related GTP-binding protein RhoE-like. The transcript has 5 exons. Lineage: Eukaryota; Metazoa; Chordata; Mammalia; Macroscelidea; Macroscelididae. Bases 224 to 958 code for a protein of 244 amino acids. Gene Ontology annotation, molecular function: GTP binding; GTPase activity. Gene Ontology annotation, biological process: small GTPase-mediated signal transduction. The record is from RefSeq and is a predicted model, not a curated record.
AGCAGUCGGAUCGGAAUUGGACUUGGGAAGCUAGGUGUGGAGUCAGGCAGAAAACUUGUUGGAAGGGAGUAACGAGUCGGCUCCUCUCGCUCCCUCCCCCGUCUGCGCCGCGCUUCUGGGGUUCCCACCAGCCUUGCGAUUUUUCUUAUCUGUUUCUUAGAGAAAAUACAAUUUUCCCCCCUAAGAGAAAAUUCCUGUUCACAGAGAAAAUAAGGCAAGAUCAAUGAAGGAGAGAAGAGCCAGCCAGAAAUUAUCCAGUAAAUCUAUCAUGGAUCCUAAUCAGAACGUGAAAUGCAAGAUAGUAGUGGUGGGAGACAGUCAGUGUGGGAAGACGGCGCUGCUGCAUGUGUUCGCCAAGGACUGCUUCCCCGAGAAUUACGUCCCAACAGUGUUUGAGAAUUACACAGCCAGUUUUGAAAUCGACACACAAAGGAUAGAGUUGAGCCUGUGGGACACUUCGGGUUCUCCUUACUACGACAAUGUCAGGCCCCUCUCCUACCCGGAUUCCGAUGCUGUGCUGAUUUGCUUUGACAUUAGUAGGCCAGAGACUCUGGACAGUGUCCUGAAAAAGUGGAAAGGUGAAAUCCAGGAAUUUUGUCCCAAUACCAAAAUGCUGUUGGUUGGCUGCAAGUCUGAUCUCCGGACCGAUGUUAGUACAUUAGUAGAGCUCUCCAAUCACAGGCAGACACCAGUGUCAUAUGACCAGGGAGCCAAUAUGGCCAAACAGAUUGGAGCUGCUACUUACAUUGAAUGCUCGUCUUUACAGUCUGAAAAUAGCGUCAGAGACAUUUUUCACGUUGCCACCUUGGCAUGUGUAAACAAGACAAAUAAGAACGUUAAGCGGAACAAAUCACAGAGGGCCACAAAGCGGAUUUCACACAUGCCCAGCAGACCAGAACUCUCGGCAGUUGCCACGGACUUACGAAAGGACAAAGCCAAGAGCUGCACUGUCAUGUGAACCUUCCGUUAUCUCUCAUGAGGACAAGGGAAUCUAAUGUAAAAAAAAAAAACAAAACCACCACCAACAGAGCGAGAAAAGGUGACAUCUGAACGAAGUGUACCGCCAAGUCCCAUAGACUGGAGGCG